AUGCCUCCUCCGCCGGGCCCACACACUGCUCCGUCGCCGAUCUCGGGCGGCGGUGCAGUCCCCGUCCUGGCCAACAGCACCACCUCCGGCACCUCCCCGGCGUCUGUCGCCGAGUCCUCCGAGGGCUCCUACAGCGCCUCGGCCGGCGGCAUGAGCUCCAAGGCCCUCGAGCUGCAGCGCAAGCGGGCCCGCGACCGCAAGUCCCAGCAGGCCAUGCGGGACCGCACAAAGUGGACCAUCGCCAACCUGUCCGAGCAGGUCGCCUUCCUCAGCCAGGUCCUCGACGAGCGCACGCGCGACCUCGGCCUGCUCGACACCCGCGUCCGCAUGCUGGAGACGGAGAACGCGCACCUGCGAGCCCAGAACGCGGCCCUCCAGCUCAGCCUGAUGGGCAACGAUGGCCAAGGUGCUCAGGCUGUGAGUCCGGGGGCGGCGCCAGGCCCCUCGGCCGCUGUCGCUCCAGGCGGCGCAAUGCUGGCGGCCGGCCAAUCGCCGCCGGCGAGGCCAAAGCUUCCGUGGGAGCUUCCUCCGCUCAACUCUCCGCCUUCCUGCCUCGCCGACCAGAUCCUGCAGGGAUUCAUCAGGGCGAAGCUCGAGCGUCGGUCCUUCAUAUUGCCUGGACAAGCCGCCAACGAGGCUCUCUCGUAUUCGCCCAAGAUCAAUCUGGGUUCUCUUCUCGAGAAGGACAAAACUGGAGGUGAUGAUAUCAGCAAUCUUGUCGGCGACAUUAUUCGGAGCUAUUUGGAGAUCGACACGCUUCCAAAGCAGGUUGCCGUGUACUAUGUCAUGCAAGCGCUCCUCAAGUGGAUGGUUCUACUUGACAAGAAGAGCUGGGAGCUGCUACCACCAUGGCUACGGCCGAUCCCAGCGCAGCUCUCGAAUCAUCACGCUGCUUGGAUAGACAGGUUACCUUGGCCCGAGGUCCGCAAGUAUCUCAUACUAGAGCACCCAGAGAUAACACUCGACGAUUUCGCCGCCACAUACAGCUCAAGUUUCACGAUAAGCUGGCCGUAUGAGCAUUCGCACGUCCUUCUCGUCACCAAGUCCAGUCCUCUCGGAGAGGAGGAGACCACCAUCAAUCCCGUCUACGAGGAGCACAUACGACAACUGAAGAACUGGAAUGUCGGCAAGGCAUUCAGAGAGCAGUGGCCGGAGAUCGCGAAACUGAUAGACGAAUCGCAUUUAUGA
Messenger RNA from Thyridium curvatum, 1188 nucleotides. RefSeq lists its product as uncharacterized. The record is from RefSeq and is a predicted model, not a curated record. Gene Ontology annotation, biological process: regulation of DNA-templated transcription. Lineage: Eukaryota; Fungi; Ascomycota; Sordariomycetes; Thyridiales; Thyridiaceae. The coding region runs from base 1 to 1188 and encodes 395 amino acids. Gene Ontology annotation, molecular function: DNA-binding transcription factor activity. The transcript is spliced from 3 exons.